Vigna radiata var. radiata (mung bean) is the source of this 2690-nucleotide messenger RNA. RefSeq names its product ubiquitin carboxyl-terminal hydrolase 21. Lineage: Eukaryota; Viridiplantae; Streptophyta; Magnoliopsida; Fabales; Fabaceae. Gene Ontology annotation, cellular component: cytosol; nucleus. The coding region runs from base 328 to 2424 and encodes 698 amino acids. Gene Ontology annotation, molecular function: cysteine-type endopeptidase activity; cysteine-type deubiquitinase activity. The transcript has 8 exons. Gene Ontology annotation, biological process: protein deubiquitination. The record is from RefSeq and is a predicted model, not a curated record.
UACAGUAUACGAUAUAGAGAGAGAGAGCAUAGCCGCGAUGUCACUUUCGCUAAAAUGAUUUUGGUGCCAAAAUCUGAAAACAUUGAACCCCUUUUCCCUCUCAUUUCAAACGAAUUUCACCUUCCCUCCUCUUCUUCUUCGUAUCAAAACCCUAACCCCCAAACCCCGCUUUCCCAAUUUGUUAUCCUUUGAUUUAUAAUCCAAAUUCCCCCCAAUUUUUUCCAGUUCAAAAGCCUCCACCUUCAUUUUUAGUCAUUGUUCAAUUGUUAAACAUCAUUUAAACCCCAAACUUUUCAACCCUAACUUUACUCCGCCUCGCCAAAUUCAAUGUGUUUCUCACUCCCUUCACCCGCUAGGUCCGCAGAGGGGCCAAUGGAGGAUUCUCACGCUACUAAUUUCGUUUCCGAAACUCUAUGUCCCUCUGAAUCGGUCGGCGAUUGUCGCGAUCAUUCUGGUCGGUUAUCGGCCGUCGGCGAAUCUACUCUUCCGGUGGGUUACGGUGUUUGCGGCGAGGACUCUGCGCAAGAGAAUUGUAAUACGGACACGCAGUUCCGGCAGCUCAACAACGAUUCGACUCUGCUGUUGACUUCUUGUUCACCCGUCUCGGCGGUGGCGCCGGAAUCGUGGGUUACUACCCAAGGGACCUGGCUCUUAGAUGAGAACGAGGGUUCAAUGGGUGCAGAAUCUGUCUAUGCAAUUGGGCCUUCUAACAUGGGAGCAGGACUUUCGAAUCUCGGCAAUACGUGUUUUCUCAAUGCUAUACUGCAAUGCUUUACACAUACAGUGCCUCUAGUGCAGGGUAUUCGUGCGUGUACUCAUAAUUUCCCUUGCGCUGGUCAUAUGGAUCGCUUUUGUGUUAUAUGCACUUUUCGUGACCAGGUUGAACGCUCUUUGUCCGCAUGUGGGCGGACUCUCUCACCUUUGAGAUUCGUGAACAAUUUGAGUUUUUUUUCUUCUGGAUUUAGAAGAUAUCAGCAGGAGGAUGCCCAUGAAUUCAUGCAGUGUGCUUUAGAUAAACUGGAAAGGCGUUUCCUAGAUUUGAAGAAGACUGAUUUAAAUUUUGAAGAUGAUAAUCUUGUACAGAAAGUAUUUGGUGGUCGUCUCAUUAGCAAACUUCAAUGUUGUAGCUGUGGUUGCACUUCUGACACUUAUGAGCCGUUAAUUGACAUGAGUUUAGAGAUAGAAAGUGUAGAUUCUCUUCCAAGUGCUCUGGAAUCUUUUACUAAGGUGGAAAAGAUUGACGCAAACUUUAGAUGCGAUAGCUGCAAGGAAGAUGUGUCCAUGGAGAAGCAGCUUAUGUUGGAUAUGACACCAUCAAUUGCAGCAUUUCAUUUAAAAAGGUUUAAGACAGAUGGGAUUUUUGUUGAGAAGAUUGAUAAGCAUAUUGAUUUCCCAUUGGAGUUAGACUUGCAGCCUUACACCAUUUCUAAUCAAAACAAUGAUGUACUGAUGAAAUAUGAUUUAUAUGCCAUUGUUGUGCAUACUGGAUUUUCUUCUACUUCAGGGCAUUACUUCUGCUUUAUUCGCUCUGGUCCAGACACAUGGCACAAGUUGGAUGAUUCAAUGGUUACUGAGGUAUCAGGAGACUCUGUACUGUCUCAGGAAGCAUACAUACUGUUUUAUGCAAGACAGGGUACUCCAUGGUUCUCUAGUAUCAUGGAAUCUCGAAAGCAAUGUUUGGAUCCAAAUAUUUCAAGUACAUCUCCUACGUCUGUUUUAGACGUUGGUGAUGACAUGUCUAAAUCUAAUCCCAGUUUAGUUCCAAGUACUGAAGAAGGUGGGGCUGGUGUAUCCAAAGGAUGUUCUGAUCCUCCGUUUGAUUAUAUUUGUCCAGACCAACUUGCUUUUUCUGAAACAAAUGACACUAAAGAUGCUACUCAUGGCUGUGGACGAUUUCUCUACGGGUCAAAUCAGGAGAGCAUUUCUUUCCAUAGCAGCUCUAAAGAUGUUGAAACCCAAAAGUUCAGAAACAGGGUGACCUUGGAUGCUCGUUCCAUGAUUGAUGGAAAAUCUUAUACUAAGAAUGUUAGUGUUGAUAAUAACCAUGAUUGUGAGGAAGUUGUUGAUUUUAGAGAGAGUGCCGGUGCUCCUUCACCAUCUCCGCCUUCGCCUCCGCCCACCUCCCCUCUUGAUGAUGCUUCAGUUAAAUUUCAUAUCUCACGUGAUAAAUCGAAGGAGAGUAAGCAGAGCCGUACAAGACCACUCCAUCAGUGUAACGAGGAUCUUCGACGACGAGAAGCUAUGAAAUAUCUGAACAAGACUGGUUCAAGGAGAGCGGAACUUAUGAAAUAUGUUCCAGAUGGAGCUUCAAACAAGAGAAAAAAAGUGGAUUCAUUGCAGUGUAAGAAAACCACCUCUCUUGAUCGCAAAAAAUCAAACCAAACAUCUGUCAGCCGCCCUGUGGCAGCUGGAAUUUCACAGUGAAUGGUCUUUUUGGUGUUUUGUUUAUGUACUUGAAUUGUUGUGGUGCGAAGCCUGAAGUAGUGAUAUAUAUGUUUAGACUUCUUAAUAUCACCACCGAAUUGUAUAGUUUCACACUCGAGAGAGAGUGGAAGGAUGUACUGGUUAUCCGUAUAUGUUCCCUUUCUGCACAGGUGUAACAUGUAGCCAGUGAGGACAAGAAUGUAUAAUAAAUAGUAACAUCGUAAAUAAGAUAAUCUUGACGUUGAUUAUGUCUGUUGGUGAUUAAA